AUGACAGGUGGGCCGUCGUGCGGGGCUCAGGGCCUUGCCUCCGAUGGGGGCUUUGACAGAGGAACACCUGCUUCCCGCCAGCUUGCCCACCUUCUCCAGAACCUGGGAGCUGAGUGUCCAGGCCUCAGUGACCUCCGGCAGAACUGCCCCCUCCGGCGGGACUCGGAGCAGCUCCGGGAGGCCACAGGGCCCUGGGGGAGAGCAGCCGGCAUCCUUGGCAUCCUCUGUUCAGGAAGGGAGCCCUUCUCUGGCUGA
Rangifer tarandus platyrhynchus (Svalbard reindeer) is the source of this 255-nucleotide messenger RNA. Lineage: Eukaryota; Metazoa; Chordata; Mammalia; Artiodactyla; Cervidae. The record is from the annotation of a GenBank genome assembly.